AUGGAUCCCAUCAAGACUCUCAUUGAUUUGGGUGCUACCUCCAAUUUCAUAUCUCCUACUCUAGUAGAAAAAUUAAAAAUCCCAAAAACCCUACUCAAAAAUCCAUGGGUAGUGAGAAUGUUAGAUGGUACUAUAUCCCAGACUGGUCAAAUUUGGCACCAGGUACAACUCACAGUUUUGGCCAAUGGCCAUCCCCACACUAUCCCAUUCCUUGUUUGCCCCAUAGGCAACACCCUGGCAAUCCUUGGCAUGACUUGGUUAACAACAGAAGCUCCUCUCAUCAAUUGGCAACAGGGUCUAGUCACCUUCCCCAAACAAGUACAAAUUGCCUCAGAAGAAGAAGCUGACCCAGACCCCUUGGCCAACCUUCCCCCACAGUAUCACAAGUUUGCCAAGGUUUUUGGCAAAGAAGAAUUCAAGGUCUUACCCCCCCAUAGGGAUUAUGACAUUUGUUACAAUCUCCUUACCUAUACCACCAGAUUUGGAUGA
This is a messenger RNA of Rhizoctonia solani, 489 nucleotides long. RefSeq names its product Retrotransposable element Tf2 protein. The transcript has a single exon. The coding region runs from base 1 to 489 and encodes 162 amino acids. Lineage: Eukaryota; Fungi; Basidiomycota; Agaricomycetes; Cantharellales; Ceratobasidiaceae. The record is from RefSeq and is a predicted model, not a curated record.